UAUGAGCUUUGUAUUGUUCGUGUUUAAUAUUAUUCCUAGCUACUACAAUUUAGCUUUUAUUUUAGGAUGGCUCCUACCAAUGAUAGAACUUCUCACCACGAUGUUGUUUCUACAUCAGAAAUCUAUCCGAAUUCCAGUUCUUCUUUCGAGACCACCAGCAACCCGCCAGGGUCUCACGAGUCUUUCAGCAUCUUCGGGGACUCAGCUUGCGGGGAACCCUUGUCUCCUCAACAUUUGAUGUUAGACUUUACGCCUAUAGAAGAGAUAGAUAACGAUUUCGUUCAAAGAAAGUGCUGUGCCUUCUGGGACUUCCUGAAUAGUAGAACGGAUUUACAUAGUUUGAUGGUCAUGCCGGAGAAGAAUCUUUACGACUUAGCACUAAACAGUGAGCCGUCGUUGAGAAAGGAAUGCACCGGGCUGAUGGAGGAGCGUGCGUCAUUUUUAGGGAAAGAAAAGACAGCAGUAUCUAUGUUGGAGUUUGUGGAAGAAAAAGGGCUCAUAGACCGGACGUUUGAAGCCAAGCUGCCGCAGUCCAUGUGCUCGCUCGGCUCCCGGGAGUACCGCGAGAACGAAGCCAGCGCGCGGUUCAAGCCUACUGCCCAUAAGAAAGAAAUGUGCAAGUGCAGCGGGGACUGCAGAUGCUGCCCGAGCCAGGCGCCCGCCGCGAGCCCCGAGGUACUGCUCAUGUGCUCCAAGAUGAGCGAGUGGGACAAGAAGCACCCCAAGUCUAUGGAGCCCCCGGGACACCCCCCUGCGCUGAGUCGCUGCGUCAUGCAACGCAAAGUCACCACCUAGCCCACUGCUGGGACAUCUUUUUAGCUCUUUAUUUCAUAGUUGCUUAA
Molecule: messenger RNA, 842 nt
Organism: Ostrinia furnacalis (Asian corn borer)
Lineage: Eukaryota; Metazoa; Arthropoda; Insecta; Lepidoptera; Crambidae
Exons: 5
Coding region: 67-795 (242 amino acids)
Source: RefSeq, a predicted model, not a curated record